Daldinia loculata is the source of this 688-nucleotide messenger RNA. RefSeq lists its product as uncharacterized. The transcript is spliced from 3 exons. The record is from RefSeq and is a predicted model, not a curated record. The coding region runs from base 129 to 494 and encodes 121 amino acids. NCBI's taxonomy places the organism in Eukaryota, Fungi, Ascomycota, Sordariomycetes, Xylariales, Hypoxylaceae.
CAGCUUUCACCUACUUAAUUCCUAGUAAGCAGUCGACUUAUAACAAGCCCUCUACCUAAUACUUAAUCUCCGCCCUCCUCUCCGUCAUCGCCUUCUCGGCCGCCGCCGCCCUCGCCCAGCCGCUCUCCAUGGCCGCCAACGCCGCCCAGUGGACCAUCACCGGCCUAUCGCGCGCCGUCGACGCCGCCGACACCUCUAGCGACUGGACCUUCGGCAUCGACAACGGCGCCGGCACCACCGCCGUCAAGUACACCGUCAAGGCGGCCGGCUCCACGCCCGCCACCCGAUCCCCCGGCGGCCCCGUCACCGUUGGCGAUUUCACCAUCACCAGCGGCUGGAGCGGCCAGUUCGGCGACGACAAGGGCUUUACUACCUUCUCCGUCGUCGACAAUGCGAAGCGCCAGAUCGUGUAUCCUGCCUACACCGACGCCCAGGUCAAGGACGGCCAGGUCGUCAAGCCCGACCAGAGCUACCCCGUCCAGAACCUCCCUUAAGCGGCGAACUCGCUAGCUAGCUAGCAAUGGGGUUCAGACCUGGGGAACGAAGUAAAUGGAAACGACAAGCAACGAGGCUAGGUUAAGGGGGCAGGGUAGAGUCCGGGGUUCCUUUUUGGUCGUAGUAUGUACAUAUGGCGACGAUGGGGAUUCGAUUCAUAGAUAUAUAUAAGUGUUAAUACGAAAAUGUAUAU